Diaporthe amygdali is the source of this 921-nucleotide messenger RNA. RefSeq lists its product as uncharacterized. The record is from RefSeq and is a predicted model, not a curated record. Lineage: Eukaryota; Fungi; Ascomycota; Sordariomycetes; Diaporthales; Diaporthaceae. Bases 1 to 921 code for a protein of 306 amino acids. The transcript is spliced from 2 exons.
AUGGCUUUUUCCAUGGCAAAAGUCGCAAAGCAUCUACGGGGUAUCGUACGGAUUCCCCCAUAUUGGCGGUCAUUCACGCCUCGGGAUCCUCCAGAGGACGAGGUUCUGUGCAUUCGGCUCAUAACAUCUCCGCCCUUCGAAGGUACCGAUGGCCCCUGGCUCCAGGAAGUCACCGUCAGCGCCGUCUUCAACAAGAGCUGCGUGGCCUUUUGCACAGCUCUCCUGAUAAAGGAGGAACACUACAUCAGCGACCACGUCCACUUCUUCAAUGCGAUGGACGACGCGGGCGGCGAUCCCAUGAGUGACCUCGCUCACUUGAUACUCUGGUCCGAGCAGCGGUGGAUCACUUUGCGUAACUUAAAGAUGGACCGCAUUACAAAGACGAGAUUACGGCCUGCGUUGAACGCCAGAUGCCGCCAUAUGGCAGGGGAGAUUCCCAGAUAUUGUCAGCCAAGGCUUUACAAACCAAAGCCAGGCACCCCGGGACUCUACGCUAUCCCUCCGAAGAGAACCUGGGCUCUUUAUUUCAACUACAUUGAGGUUCAACACGACUUUCGUCGCUACGGCAUCGGAUGGGAAAUGGUGAGGAUGGCCCUCGAGCAAGUUCACCUCCGCGCCAGGGGGGCAAACCGACACCUCCUAGCAGCUGUCCAACCUCAACUCUUAUACACCUUGAACCUGGUCAUUGACAGGGACCACCAGCAACAAGAACGUGGGGUGGUCGAGUCACAGCAGUUCUGGCUUGCUAUGGGAUUCCAGAAGUUUAUAAAGAGUCAGGCUGAUGGAUCAAACUGGUAUUUCUGGAGUGAUUCCUUUACACUCCCCAAAGAAAGAGACAUCCACAAUGGCGACGACUUGAACAUGAAUAUGGAGUAUGGUACCCUUGGCUUCGACAUGGACACCGAGGACAACAGCGAUUAA